Molecule: messenger RNA, 1405 nt
Organism: Hevea brasiliensis (rubber tree)
Lineage: Eukaryota; Viridiplantae; Streptophyta; Magnoliopsida; Malpighiales; Euphorbiaceae
Product: acidic endochitinase-like
Exons: 1
Coding region: 302-1267 (321 amino acids)
Biological process (GO): carbohydrate metabolic process
Cellular component (GO): extracellular region
Molecular function (GO): chitinase activity
Source: RefSeq, a predicted model, not a curated record
CUGCAAUCUUCGUGAACCUUGAAAUCGAACCAUCGAUUCAGGCUCGAAGCUAGCCCUUGACGAAGCCUAACGUGGAGUGUUCUCUACAUUUCGAGCAUAGUCUAUAUGUCCAAGGUCAAAUUUUGUUGCUAUUUUUUUUGUUCCAUUUAUUUAUUUAUAUUCUCUAUUAAGGAUUAUUAAUUGGGAUUAAUAUGUAUUCCCGAUUCCCUCACAUGUACACCGAUGCUAAGUAACAAUUCGUCAUUCUUUAUCUAAUCAUUUUUAUUUUCUUAAUUUGCGUCGGGCCUGCAAACAUCCUGGCAUGUGUGUAUAUAAAAGGGGCAGACCUUGGCAUAGAGAUGCAAAGGUAAGUAUGCCAGCAAAAAUGGGUAGAAAAUUUCAAGCUUCACCCCUAUUCGUCCGCCUAGCAGUACUAGCACUGGUUAUUAGAUUCUGUGAUGCAGGUGGAAUCGCCAUCUACUGGGGCCAAAACGGCUUGGAGGGAACCCUCAACCAAACAUGCGACACAGGCAGAUAUUCCUACGUGAACAUAGCCUUCCUCAACAAAUUUGGCAAUGGCCAAACCCCAGAAAUCAAUCUUGCAGGGCAUUGCAAUCCAGCAACAAAUGGUUGCACCAUUGCUGGCAGUGAAAUUAAGCACUGCCAAGAGUUAGGAAUUAAAGUGAUGCUCUCCAUCGGCGGUGGGGUUGGAAACUAUUCCAUAGCUUCUCGAAAGGAUGCCAAGCGAGUAGCAUAUUAUCUGUGGAGCAACUUCUUGGGUGGACAUUCAUCUUCGCGUCCCCUAGGCGAUGCAGUAUUGGAUGGCAUUGACUUUGACAUAGAGCUUGGCUCAACACAACACUGGGAAAAUCUUGCUCGCUACUUGUUGGGUUAUAGCAAGCGAGGAAGAAGAAAGGUGUAUCUAACAGCAGCUCCUCAAUGCCCAUUCCCUGAUAUGUUUCUUGGGACUGCCCUUAAUACAGGGCUAUUUGACUACGUUUGGGUGCAAUUCUAUAAUAAUCCACCUUGUCAAUAUAGUUCAGGGAAUACCACCAACCUGAUAAAUUCUUGGAACCAAUGGACUACGUCAAUAGAGGCAGCAAAAAUAUUUUUGGGGUUACCGGCAGCUCCGGAUGCAGCCGGAAGUGGAUAUAUUCCUCCUGAAGUAUUGACUUCUGAAAUCCUUCCGGUGAUUGAGAGGUCGCCCAAGUAUGGAGGGGUAAUGCUUUGGUCGAAGUUUUAUGACGAUGAGACUGGGUAUAGCUCCUCCAUUAAGCCAAGUGUUUGAUUUUCAAGGAAACUGGCCAUAGUUAUAUUUAUUAAUAAAUGAAACGUAUGUCCUCUUCAGUUCAUGAUAUUAUGAUUAGAAGCAUUUUCAAGUUUUUAUUCUUAACUGGCUUACAUAUGUAACCGUAUCUGCUUAAAU